CGUUGUCAACUGCCCCAGCGACACAGCGUCUUGCAUCUGUUAAAAAGAUGUGUCGUCCGGCGUACCGUCCGCGUCAGCUCGACGAUGAGGCACUCUCCUUGGGUCUCCAGUACCGCCAGGUGCUGGGGAUUCCUAUUCGCGUAGUCGAAGUAGACGGAUCUUUGCCUGUAACAUGUCUUGGUUUUUCGGAACAAACGCCUCGAAGUGUGUGUUGUGAAACGCCGACGCCGACACCAUGUUCUCUCUGCGAGUCUCCUUGUCAUUCUCGGCCGCCCGCCAAAGAUGCCACUUCUGUCCCACACCACCGCAUGAUUGACGGUGCCGAGGUGGCUCUUCCACACCAUGAAGGCCUUCGUACUACUGUUUUUUUCAUUCACGGUCUUGGAGGACGCGCGGGCCAAUUUCGUCACCAAAUUCACUUUCUCGCUCAGAGAGGUUGUCGCUGUAUUGCAGUCGACCUGCCUGGGCAUGGCGAGAGCAGAUUAGUUCCCUACGACAGCAGCAUGUUCACUCUCGAUAAAUCGAGGAAAAUCGUGAAAACCAUAUUUGAUGAGAUGAGUAACACGCGAACCUGCAAGCGUGUCAACGGGACAGACGGCGGAGAAAAAGAAUUAGGUGUGCGCGGAAGCAGACUCCGUCGACAUGCUGUAGUUGUAGGGCAUUCUCUGGGAUCCCUCUUUGCACUGACUCUGUUUGCUGACCUUGAAAAAGAGGGCCGGAACGCUGAAGUCAGUGGCAUCGUUCUUAUAGGAGCUCUGGGGGCGUAUCCUCACACAGGUGUUCAGCGCCUCCUUCUGUCGUGUAUCCCCGCCUUUGUCCUUGAAUUAGUUCGUGGUCUCAUCAAACGGCAAGUCCAGCGGCAACUUUACCACCCUGUCACGCUGCAACAUAACACCAGGCUGGUGUUCGCCGAAGACAGUGUCACUCGACAAAACCCAAUGCAUGUUAUCCUCUCUACUCUUCUAGACUUGCAGACAAGCCGGCCUAAGAAAUUCUUGGAGGAAGGCAUUGGAGCGUAUCACGAAGUUCCGCAGCGACCAUCGAUUCUCCUUCUGACAGGAGAAAAGGAUGCUGUCUGUCCCAUGAGGGACAACGCAGUGCUUCUGAAGAGAGAAUUGCUGGGGCUCUCACGUGCAUCUGUGAAGCAGCGAUGUCACGGCGCUGAAGAAAGACACGGGGCAAAGAAGCAGGCGCCGACGGACAACAAAAGCCGCCCUCACACCUGGGAAGAUCUCAGAGAGUUAUCAGAGACGAAAGUUGCGAAUGGAACAGAGAAAACAAAACAAGAAGUUACACACGAACAUCGUUUGGGGCCAAACGACGUGCCAAACAGGGGUGCUCCCCGAAAAUCUCAUACGGUUGAAAGCGAAAACGAUGCUCGCCCAGAUGUUGAGGUUGACGUUAUCCCGUGCACGGGACACAACUGCAUGCUAGAAGACCCGUAUACGACAAAUCGCAUGCUCUGGGAUUUCAUCAAGAAAGUGACACGAAAUUCGUGUGGAACCUCGAAUGUAAACAACUCGUGA
Messenger RNA from Toxoplasma gondii ME49, 1526 nucleotides. RefSeq lists its product as hypothetical. The coding region runs from base 48 to 1526 and encodes 492 amino acids. NCBI's taxonomy places the organism in Eukaryota, Apicomplexa, Conoidasida, Eucoccidiorida, Sarcocystidae. The transcript has 2 exons. The record is from RefSeq and is a predicted model, not a curated record.